This is a messenger RNA of Aspergillus campestris IBT 28561, 1644 nucleotides long. RefSeq lists its product as uncharacterized. The record is from RefSeq and is a predicted model, not a curated record. NCBI's taxonomy places the organism in Eukaryota, Fungi, Ascomycota, Eurotiomycetes, Eurotiales, Aspergillaceae. Gene Ontology annotation, molecular function: GTP binding; GTPase activity. The transcript has 3 exons. The coding region runs from base 1 to 1644 and encodes 547 amino acids.
AUGUUCGGGUCUGAGGUGGACACCUUCGAGAGGGAAACCUUCGAGUACCCCCAGAAGUGCUCCUGGACCGUGUCGAACGUCACAUUGGGAUCGGAUAUUAUCAAACCGCAGUUGCGACAAUAUCUCAGGAACACCGACGUGGUCAUCUACGUCCAUGAUUGCGACCCGCGGUUGGAUAGCAGCCAUGAUCGGACCCCAUACCUUCAUCUGUGGGUCGAGCUCAUGCUCGAGAGACGCUGCCAAUUCCUCUAUAUUGUCCCAAACAAGCAAGAUUUGUUAUCGUCUGACCAAGCCCGAGACGUUGCCAUCAAUCUGCCUAAGCUCUAUGAGAAGGAACUCGCGAGGUAUAGCCGGGAAAUACAGUGGAGAAUAGCCGACCACAAGAUCAGCGCGAGAACGGGCGAAGGCGCUCGGGAAAUACUCAAUGAGAUUUAUGAUGAAAUUUCCAGGAGGAAGAAUCCCACAUCGAUUAGCUCUCCGUCGCCACGGCUCACAAUCUCCAGUCCCUGCCUUGAGAGACGUAUCCAAAGAGGAAGUUCGGUAUAUCCUCCCGAGGCUCCGGCUUUCUGGGCAUUGUUCACGAGUGCUGAUAUACCUUCAUGGGAUCAUCACGUCCAUCUCAAAGUGGCCUAUAUUCUUGUGUUAGAGUACAUGAAAUUCCAGAGAAACACGUUUGCAAUGGCGGAUACGUUACUUGCCCAUCUUCGGGUAUUAAGGCACAUUCAGCCCCAGAAAUUCCCAUAUAAGGAACACCGAACCAUGACGAUAUUCUGGCUCGUUCAGCUCCAAGUAGCAAUCAUAGACUACAGUCUCCACAACAACCUGGAUAGUUAUCCAUGUUGGCACGACUUUAGCGACAUCCUAUUCCAUCAACCUACACUACAGGACCCUCGUCUCUGGACAUCGUACUAUACAGAUAGUGAUCUCUUUGGCGGGAACCGCGCGUGGAAUAAAUGGGUGUCUCCCUCCCGUCAACCGCUGCCAGCUCUAGCACCACCCCUGGACCAACCUGCUUGUCUGCCGCUCGUCCAUGGAGGAUCCGGUCGCCUUCCGCGAUUUGCGUUUGCGGUCAUGCAGUAUAUAUGUGAGUCCUCUGCGGAUGAAACAAACAUUAUCGCCCAAGCACUGUCAGCCCUACAAACCACGACUGUCCGUAUGCGCGCCGUAGGCGCCGGGAUCCCACCAUACUCCAAAACACACGCCUGCUACUGGAUCCACAUGGUCCGUGCCUGUCUGCUGUCGUUGGAUCCUCUGGAGUCUGGCCGAACGAUCAAUGCCUCCCAGUUAACCUUUGCCGAAUUUGAUCGCCUUUUUCAGUUGCAGUCGGCGUCAUGGGCGGCUUACUACUCCCAGGCUACCUGGGAUGCCCUCAGGUCUCGCACUGAAUUUGUCGCGCCGGACAAGAAGGCUUUACCGCAUGUGCUCAACGUGGCCGGUUGUCCUGACCUGGAGAAGUUACUUGAUAGGGAGCUGGAGAGUAAAGUCGCAGAGAAAAUCUCACAAUCUCUGGAGGAUUUCUUGUCAGCUAUUCUAGCGGAGUCUAGAAAGGUCGAAAUUGAUACCCCGUCGUGCUGCGCUGAAGCGGUGGAUUGUGACUGGGGUAUUCCUACAGCCGGGUCUAAAACCACCAACUGGUAUACUUGA